CUUGUUUGUGCCUGGUGUGCUCCUGAUGGUAGACGCUUGAUGCAAUUGAGAAACAGUUUGGUAUUCUAAUAUUUCAGUUAAAAUCAUAGUCUGCAAAUCGUCGCUUACAAGUAAUUGUGUGUCGUAAAACUAUGGCUGAUGCUACACCCGACGAUUUGUGGACGCCGUACAAGUAUCUGUUGAACAACAUAGAAAACUACCUUCUACCGCCCAAUGACUUCGCCGACACGACGCACGCCGUCAGCCUGGAGGGGCUACUACGGAAACACAAGCAGAACUUUAUCUCUCUGCUGAAAAACCCGCCCAAGAAUGCCAAAUGCCGGGAAGCGAUUAAACAAGGCAUCACCGAUGGCAUAACGCUGCCCGACUUUGGUCACACAAUGCUGUCGAAGGAGCUCGUCGACGAGAGUAUUAUUAUUUCGGAUAUGUUCGACGUAAACGAGUACGUCGCACUGGAGCUCCUGUGCACAUCGCAGCAGCAAACUGUCAAUCACCCCGGGUUGACGCGUGGUUUGGUGGCUGUUUUACUGUACUACGAUGGACGCAAGUCGCUCGUGGCAAGCCUGAAGCAGUUGUUCAAAUCCCGAGCCGGCGUGUCUUGGUGUACGGAUGCGACGCCGGACGUUACCCAGAUCAUCACCACGUUCACCGAUGGACUCGUAGCCGAUGGUGUGCUGGAGCGAAUUAUUGAUCUUUUGCAGCAGCUGGACAUUACGAAGGAAUUGGACGUGCUCACGACAAACCGUGCCCUCGGACCACCGAAGCAUCACCGGCAGGUGCUGGAUUUGUUCGAGGAAAUACGGCUUCUACUGGCGCAGUGCGUCUAUUUCUGUGCUGCACAGGCCGGUUUGCCACGGAAUGCUACGAUGAAACUUAUCCAGUACCUUCGGGGCUACAAGUUCGCUGAAUCGGGUGGUGGCAUUGACGAUGUAACCGUGACGCUACAGAUGAGUCUGCUGUACGCCCUGGAUCUGAGCGUCCUGCAACGGCGGGAAGACGGAGAGGAUCUCGUUAAACAACUUCCAAUGAUAAAAGAUGAGCUGUACUUUGACUUCCUUCUCGAUGCCCUUUCGAAUGGAUGGGAAAACGAUGGCCUGCAUGCGCUCUCACUGUUUGCAUUCGGGCUAUCGAUAGCAACGCUCCGUCUGGCACCGCAAACACUAGUCCAAGAUAUGGCCAAAUUCAUCGACCAAGAUGAGCUGCUCGUCAACGGGGCCCUGCAGGGGAAGGUGUUCGAUUUCCUGUACUACACGUUCCUCGAGUCGGAGCUUAUCUUCGAGACGGAAUUUUUCUACCGUCGCAUCCACACGCUGUACACGGACUUUAUCGAGCUGAUGCACUCGAAGGUCACGGAACUGCGAGGCCGAGCGGAUGAGACGGCGCGCACGGUACAGCUCUAUCAACAGCAGGGCAUUGAGCCACCGGCGAACCUAUGCCGUAACUUUGAAAUGUUGCUGCUUUCGGUGGGUAAGUUCUACGGCAACGAUCGACUCGCGCUGCACCUGAGCGUAGAUUAUUGGGGGCCAACGGAGCUAAGCCAUACGCUGCAACCACGUUCCUCGUCACGAUCGGUCUGCCUGUUCAAGUUCAUACGACUUGCGGGGGAACUGUUGCCACCGACGCUUUUUGUGCCGUACCUCAAAAUGCUCGCCGGACUGAGCUGCAACGCGCAGUCCGCCCGCAGUGCGUUCAACCUGCUUAAGCAGGGUAGUGCCUACUCGGGAAGCAACACCAUCUCGUGGGAACACUUCUUCAACUCGCUCAUCGCGUACUACCAAAACCUGCGGCAGGAGCAAAAUCCCCACUCUGAGACCGUCUAUCGAAACCGGAUGAUUAGCAAGAGCAUCAGCCCACAGGAGAUCCUAGGGUUGCAGGCCGUACUGCAGGUUGUACAGGCGGUCGCCAAGCACGACGAGUUGGCCCGGGUUGCUCUGUGCGAGCACGUCUCCUGGCUGCCGCUUAACGUACUGGUCGGGUUGAUAAGUUGCUCCGUACCCAUUCAGCUGAAGGCAGAGAUCGUACACACGCUCGCGUCACUGGCUGGCUGCUACGAAAACGCCAUCCAGCUGUGGCACAAUCUGGAGGACUCGCAAAUCAUCAGCACCGUGCCGUCGACGAGCAACUUUCUGACGCGCGGCGUCAAGUCCGAGCUGGAGGAGGUCGAGAGCCGCAACGAAACGUUUCCGCUCACCCAAGCGAUGCUCGACUUCCUCUACUCACUGAUGCGCACCGCCGUGCCGGAUAACUUGGGUGAAGGUACACGAGCGCCCGGCGUCCAUCCGUACCUUUCGUACGUCGUCGAUACGGUGCUGUUGCGGCUGUUCAACCGAAACUACAAGAAUCCAGCGGAGAAGUGGCAGCUGGCACAGAAAUGUCUUCUGAUUGUGCAUAUGUUUGUGAAGCAAUUCAACUGUAACUCGCCAGCGUUGACAAAGGAGCAGCAGAGCAGGGGACAGCCGGCCGAUUACCGCAUACUGCUCAAUCUUAACACCAAGUCCGAGCUGUUACGCCUCAUCUUGCACAUCCUGGACGAGUCGGUCUCGUGCUUCGAUGCGUACGCGCCCUUUCCGGGCAAGAGUGCCCUCGAAGCAUCUUCGCUGCUAUGCUUGCAGAUCAUCGUUCGAGCGCUCAACCUGCAGGAGGACUUUUUCAAUGUACACCUCAAUUCACCCAAUCCGGUCAUUUUGGUCGGCUUGAGCAAACUGCUGCUCGGCAUGAAUCCUCGCAGCGGUAAGGCGGACCAUAUGCUCAACAUCAUGAAGCACAUCACCUACAGCACCUGGCUGCCGGAGAACAGUCUCGUCGCGCUGCGCAUCCUCACGAUCAUCAUGGCGCAGCCGGACGUAAACCAGCUCAUCCUAAGCCUCGUCACCCAGAGCGAGUCACUGAAGAACGAAAUAAGGCAGGGCUUCGUCGAGUGUUUGGAGGCGGAUCUGAACGUUUCUGAGGAACCCGAGGCACCUACGAUAGCGCCCCAUACACUGCACACGACGUUGAACAGCAAAACAAUACUGGCGGAAGAUGACGCGACCGGCAGCGGUCAACAGCAGCAGCAGCGGGGAUCUCACGAAACGUACGUGACGCUCUGUAUCAAGAGUGCCGUGCUCCACCUGAUUCAGGAAUGUCUGCAGCAGCCGGUGACUCCGAAUUUGGCGCACUAUUUACUCGGGUUCGACCUGAGCAAGGAUCUUCAUCUGACGAACCUUCAGCAGCCAGGAAUUAUGAACUUCCCUAGCAACUGCUCCAAGUCGCUCAUCACCCUACUAGAUAAACAUUUGGAGAAUAUCAAGUCCGGCAGUAGUCUUUCGACGAGCUAUAGCAAAUUGAUGGAGUAUGCGUACCGUUUACUGUACCACAUUUGCCGCAACUUCCACACCUCGGAAGUGUUUCUGCGCUUUUUGCGCUCCUGUCAGGACUUCCUGUGUAGGCAUACGGCCGCCUUGCCCUUCCCGAACGCUAAAAACCCGUACCAGCUGAACCAGAUGACGUUCCUGCUAAAAUCGAUCGUGAUCGAGCUGAAGCUCACGAGCGAACGGAGCCAAGCGACCCAGUUCGAAACGAUCUGCAAAAUAUUGCUAAAAACAAUCAACGCACCCGCGGUUGAAGCGGAAUCGGCUGGAGCGGGCAAUUUUUACACCAAUACCACCACCGUAAACCAAUCGCUCAACUCGAAUGCGGACCUGUCCGCGAUGACCGUGGUGGCGAAAGAGUCGAGCGAAACGGCCAAACGGCUUCUCUGCAUGCUGCUGGACUGUGUGAACUUUGAAAUAAAGUCGCUCGAGGAACCGAGCUGGAACUACUUCAACGGGCCGGGUUUACACGAUCUGUUGCAGCACUGCGAGGUGAGUGUCUACCCGGACAGCCGGAUGCGGUUGAUCGAUACGCGAAAGCUGCACUCCAUUCUGCGCGACGAACUCGACUCGAUACAUACGCUCGCGUCGGGUCAGCGGGCUCACAUCGUGCAAGAAAUUCGCACGGUCCUCCAGUACGUGGUUCAGCUGAACGCUCAGCGAAGCUUGUGUAACGCCACGACCAAGUUCCUGGACGCCUGGGGUCAGGUGGCGGAGGUACUCGUUAGCGUCACGCCGACGCUGAUCAUGUCGCUCGAGACGAAACAGAUCAUCAUCACCGAGAUCCUGCAGAUUCUGCUCAGCAAGGCCCUGCCGAACCAGGUCAUGGCUGAGCUGGCCAUCAUUGCCUCCAGCACGAUUUCGCUGCUGAUGGUGAACCUGCGCAGCUGCUUCAUGCUAAAGUCCGAGCAAAUGUCACUGCAAGUGCUCUCGUCGAAGCGCACCGCGAAUGGGAGCAUCGGCGGUGGUGGCGGAUCGCUCGUUGGUGGUGGACCGAACGAGGAGUUGAACGUGUCCGGCCUACAUCAUCAGCAACCGGGGACAACAUACAGCUACCUCGAGCGGGCGAAUGCGUUGAGUUUGAAGUUUAUCCUCAAAAACAUCCUCGAUUGGCUGCUGAUCAGUAGCGAUGGGUCACCCCAGUUAAAGAUGAACCUAUACGUUGCGCUGCUCAACUACAUGUACAUCAUCAAGGGGAAUCAGGAGGGUUUGGAGCGCAGUCGGAAGUUGCAGAAAGACAACGACGAGAAUGGAUCAUUUUUAAAUACAACAAUUACCGGCACCAGUCGAAAACUGUACAACGCGGAAACGGAGGACUCAAAGCAGCUCAAGAUGAUAAUGGACAUUUUUAACUCGUUCGGAGAUAACUUGAUCAACGUAAUCUGCCAAGACUGCACAACAGGUCACGAUAUCUGCAAGAUGCUUGCCAUGUCCUGUCUCGACAUGCUACUCAGCAUGGAUUCCUCGGUGAACAUAGUGGAGUUUGUCGCGCGUCACGGCUAUCUGUCACAUAUCGUCAACAGUCUCCUGAAGAACGACGGUGACCUCUGCCGAAUACUGCAAACCACCCCGAGCAGCUUUCGGGCACUGUAUGUGUACGAGUCGAAGAUGGCCCUACUAAGCCGUCUCGCACGGUGUCAGGUAGGUGCCAGGUUGCUCCUCGAAGAGCGUAUCCUCGGAGUGCUUGGAAGCAUGAAGGUGUACGACAUGCAUCCGGACGUGCAACUUAUGCACGGCAAUUCACAGCAGCACACGUACGCCUCAGCCAUGGCGGCGGCGGCUGCAGCCGCCUCGGCGACACUCUCGUCGUCCUUCAUUCCCCCGGUCGAGGUGCGAUUCCAGCAGAUUCUGUUUCCCGCUCUCAACCUUUGCGAUGCGAUCCUAUCCACGCUGGGGCAGGAAAACAACUCCGCCCUCAGCCAGAUCAUACACUUUUUCCUCUCGCACAGCGACAUGAUCGAGACGGUGCUACGCGUCGGCUCGCCGUUGAUGAAUUUGGGUCUGCUGAAGGAGCUAGCGGGUGUAACGAAUUUGAUCGCGCGUGCCGCCAACCAGGAAAUCUACGAACUGACCGACCCGAAUGCAAACCAAGCCUACAGUCAGCAGAUGUUCCGGUUUCAAAAGUUCAUGCUGGCGUUGCUGCCGCGCUUUAUCGUGUCCGAGCAGACGCUAAAGGAUCUACACCAGAGCAGCAUGCUGGCGCAACCGUACGGUAGUGGAGGCGUCGGUAUUGGUAUCAGUAGCAGCGUUAACGCAACGCUCAACAACGGCGUCAAUGGAAACGAUCAGAAACAUCGGUCGCAACAUCUGAAGUACUUCCUCGAGGUUGCGGCAAACCUUGCGCUGUACGUGCGCAACUGCAUUUCGAACCACGUGGUCGACCAUCGGACGAUCAACGUACUUUUUUCGCCGCACUACACUGGAAGCGAGGGAGCGUCGGCAAUGGUGCCGGCACCACCGCGACCGGAUGCUCUUCGAUCCGCCACGGAAGCUUCCUCCUCCGACGUACCGCACAGUCUGUACGUCGUCAUAACACAGCUUCGCUGUGCGGUGGAGUUUUACAACCACGAGCGCAAUGUGCUGGAAAGUUUGCAGCAACAGCGCAACUCACUGCCAAGCAUCGAUUUAGACAAAAACAUUCAAUUGCAACACAGCAUGCUGACGGAGCGCGUCAAUGAGAAGCAGGACGAAUUGCAGCGAAUCGUAUUUAUUAUCGAGCACUAUCUCUACAUUCUGUGGGCCCACCUGGACUUUUUUAUGCUUCGCUUAAUGCCAGUCAAUACACGCAUCGGCAGCUCGACCUACUCGGGCCACAAUUUCCGAGCGGACAAACAAGAGUCUAGUUUCAGCGUAUCGAACGAGGACAUUGUGGCGCUCAAGAAAGCGCUAAUCGGUGUAUUUAAUGAGACAUUCUGCAAGCAAUUGAUCGAAAUUGACCAGAAGCAAGCGGAGAAGGGAUUCGUGGCUGCCUUUAUCAGACGAAUCAAACAGUCGAUACAGUUCGUGCCGUUAAAGUGAUGAUACGGUGAUGUGCAGUGUUCGACUCAUGUGGGAAACUUAUUACUGGAAAAACAUGUUCCAGUUGACCGGUUUUUUUGUGGUAAUAGAAUGGUAGAGUGUCUAUAACAAACCUAAAGCCUAUAGGAUAAAAAGCGAAACGAGUGUUACGAUCAUGAAUGAUAAUGUAUUACGUUCUAAAUAAAACUGCCAUUGUUUAUAAGAGAUA
This is a messenger RNA of Anopheles coustani, 6576 nucleotides long. It is a transcript of the gene Nup205, whose product is annotated as nuclear pore complex protein Nup205. Gene Ontology annotation, molecular function: structural constituent of nuclear pore. The record is from RefSeq and is a predicted model, not a curated record. Bases 132 to 6368 code for a protein of 2078 amino acids. Gene Ontology annotation, biological process: nuclear pore organization. Gene Ontology annotation, cellular component: nuclear pore inner ring; nuclear pore. The transcript has 6 exons. Lineage: Eukaryota; Metazoa; Arthropoda; Insecta; Diptera; Culicidae.